UCGUCUUCUUCAUUCAUCUAAAUCUUGAGAUGUUCGAGGGGGAGGGUUGAAAAAAUUCGCAGAACUAUAGCUCUUGAAUCGCACAAUCUUGUUCUCGUGCCUAUUGCAUUCAUCAGACUCGCCCUUCUUCCCGUUUCUUCGGUUUUCCGUCGCAUUCCUGGUGUGGUGUUUGGUUGGCAGGAUCAGUCAAGCUUCCCCUCCUCUCUUUUCUCAGUCUUACUACGUCGAGUAAGACCUCUCUGGUGUGAUCAUGCUCCGCGUAUGAACAAGGGAGAGGGUUGCAUUGAUGAUGGACCCUAAUUGGAGGCAUUCAGGACUCUUUCUAAUUAUCUAUUUUCAUCAUUAGCCCUUGCCUAGGUUUUCAAUGCCUAGUCGAUGCCUAUAUUUUGUUUUCUCCUUUUCUUUAGUUUCGAUGGAUUAGAAAUUGGGGGUUUUAAUUUGAUUGGUGAAAUUGAUGUUUUGAAAGUCUCGUAGAACUUUAUCGAUGCUUGCAUGUUGAUUGGGAGAAGAUUUUUUAUUCUGUGGAGCUUAUUCUAUGAUAUUUAUAAGUGCACAGCCUUUCUUAAAUUCUUGGAAGGCUAAAAGAGCUAUCAUUGAGUUUGGUACUUGGUAGCUGAUAAUCUUAAUUGUUGGGAUGUGCUCUUGAAAGCUCUAUAUUUUUGGAGAAGAUCAUGUUAUUUGAAUUAGAUUAUGUUAAUGAAUGGUCCUAAGUAUUGAAAUAAGGACGAUUUGUACGCAAGAGUUAUGUUUAAGUUGUAUGUUUGGUAUGUUCCAUACUUAUGAAUGUUGGAUACAACUUUUGUGUUGUGAAAGUUACUGAAUCCUGUUGAUUUGGAUAAGUGGUUUUUGGAAUGAAGAAUUCUAGAAUAUAAUUUAUUAAAAGAGAAUUAAGUGGAAGUUUGAGCAUAAGGUGAGGUUUGUAUUGCUUAAGAAAGGAAUUCUUAUCUCUUCCUUUUAAUGCAUGGUUAAACAAGUGUUCAAGGAAAAAUGAUAUGCUAGUUUCAUUAUUCAUGGUUCAUCGUUUUUCUUUUGUGGACAUUCAAGGCCAGCAAUAUAUGUUACUAGUGAUGGAUAAAUCUCGUAUUAAGCACUACAAUAUUAAUUCAAAAAGGGGUUAAUUAAUAGAAAUUACUAAACCAUUAAUACUAAGUCAAUUGGGUUUUUAUGCUUUUCCAUGAACUGAUAUAUGGAAUAAUAAUAUUCUUUUCAUUUUGUAUGCGUUGGAAGCUAUAGGGGUGUAUUUCAAUUUGUGAUCAAGGGAUCCACUCUUUACUUCAUCGGUUUAAAUCACGGAUGGCAAGUGCUUCUUUGAAAGAAUUAUUUUGUUAUUUUCAUAUUGGGGGAGAAUUUGUGACGAAUGCUGAAGGGAAAAUGUAUUAUGAGGGAGGGAGAUCAAAUGGUAGAGUUAUUAAGGAAGGCAUGACUCGUGAAGAAUUGAUAGGAAUUAUAACAUCAUGUAUGGAAUAUCAAUCUAAUGGAGCUGAGAUGAAGUACACCAUCAAAUUUGAUUCUAAUACAUUUCUAGACCUUGAAGAUGAUGAAGGAGUUGCACAAUUAAUAAAGUUUAAUGACAAUUGUGCUCAUGUGUACAUUGUUGAAAAGGCAAAUCAAAUUAUAGAGGCACCAAGAAAGUCUUGUCAAGGAUUAAGGCGUUCGUCUGAGAAUGCAUGUGCAAGCUCUCCAUCUAGCCGUGAACCUGAACCUGAAGCUUUACCUUGUGCAGUACAGAGUGCAUCUGCACCAAUACGAAGAAAGUCUUCUCGAGUAUUAAAGCGUUCAUCUAGGAAUUCAAGUGCAAGCUGUCCUCCAUCUAGCCAUGGACUUGAACUUGGACCUAUACCCUGUACAAUACUUAGUGCAUCUACACCAAUGCAUGAAUUGAAUACAGCACAAUGGAAGGAUUUGUUCAUGGGAGUUGGGCAGAUUUUUGAAAAUGCUAUAACUUUCAGACAAGCACUUUAUAAGUAUAGCAUUGCACACAAAUUCAGCUACAUCUUUGUGAGGAAUAGUUCUAAAAAGAUGAUUGUCAAGUGUAAGAUAGAUGGCUGCAAAUGGAAGAUAACAGCAUAUGCAAUGGCUAAAACAACCCCCUUGUUGAGUGUAAAAAGUUUCCACCAAGAGCACAUCCAUUCAGCACAAGAUAAUUUGAUAGUUCCUCGCAUGGCAAGAUCAAAUUUGACAUCAUCUAUCAUUAUGGAUGGGAUUAGGUCUAGUGUGGACAAAGCUCCAAAUGAAAUAAGAAAUUACCUCUAUAGAGAAUAUGGUGUGAGCUUAAGUUAUCGUCAAGCUAUGAGGGGGAAAAAGAGAGCACUAGAGGAAAUGCAUGGUCUUCCUGAACAUUCCUUUAUGUUAAUUCCUUGGAUGUGUGAAAGAUUAAUGGAGAAUGACCCUAACACUGUCGCCAGAUGGUCGGCUUCCACAGACAAUAGGUUUGAGAGGUUGUUUAUUGCUUAUGGAUGUUGUAUAAAUGGUUUUUUGCUCGGAUCUCGGCCCAUAUUGUAUCUUGAUAGGUGCCACUUAAAUGGUCCUUACAAGUUGACAUUGUUAGCAGCUUCUACAUAUGAUGCUAAUAAUGAGUUGUUUCCAGUUGCUUAUGCAAUUGCUUGUGGAGAAACAUUUGAUGAGUGGGCAUGGUUUUUGCACAAUGUGAAAGACAUAACAAGUUCAGUGCAAGUAACUGUAGUCUCGGAUAGAAAUAGUGCAAUAAUUGCUGCUGUGAGAGCAACUUUUGGGGAUGAGAGACAUGCCUAUUGCUAUCGGCAUUUGAAAGAAAAUUUUAGCUUAGAGGUUACAAAAAUUAUCAAAGGUACAGGAAAGAAUAAUGGUUAUAACAAGGAAGAUGCACUAAAGUUGCUUGAUGCUAUUGCCUAUGCAAGACUUGAGUGUGAUUUUAAUGUAGCUAUGGGAAAUUUGAGAUCUUUUUGUCCAGAGAUGGCACAGUGGCUUGAAACUAAUGGUGAUAUUGAUCGAUGGGCUCUAUCACGAUUCCCAUUCCGUAGGUGGGAUAAUAUUGUUACUAAUCUUGCAGAAUCAUUCAAUUUAUGGCUUGUUAAGGAGAUAAAUCAUAAUGUAUGUGUAUUGAUACAUGAGCAUCAAGAAAAGUUGGCUAAGGAAUUGUAUGCUAGCAAAGAGGCAAUGAUAGAGUGGAAAAAUGGCGUGGGUCUAAAUGUAGAGGCGAAAUUGAAGGAAAAUGUAUUGAUGGCUGAAGUUAUGGAAGCUGAGUAUUAUGGACCAAAUAGGAUAUUAGUGCGAACUGGACUAACAAAUUUUAGUGUGAAUCUUGCAUUUCGAGAUUGUACCUGCCAAGCAUGGCAAAUGUCUGGAAUACCAUGUACUCAUGCAUGUGCAGCCAUAAAAAGAGUACAUGAUGAUGUUUAUGCUUAUGUUGAGGAAUGUUAUCUAUUGAGUUCACAACAGAAAAUAUACAAUAGCACAAUGAUUCCUGUUGAGAUCAAUGACAUGCCAAGAUUGAAUGCACUUGCAUUGAAUGAUGAUAUGCCGCAAACCUCUUUAAAGCCACCUAUGACUACUCGUCCUCCAGGUAGACCGCCACAAAGUACUCGACGUGAGUCUCAAUUUCAACAUAAAAAAGCUUACCAUUGUUCUAGAUGUCAAGAGGCUGGGCAUACCCGUAAGAGUUGCAAAAAUCUUAAUGCAUGUUGAGAGUACAUUCAAGUAAGUGUUGAUGUGUACAUAUUUUUUUUUUAAUGGUAUACUGUUCAGUAUGGUACACACACACACAUAGUGUCAAUUCACCCGCUGAUACCCUCGUGUAUCGCCUGAUAUUUAAAAUACAUGCUCUUGUGCAUGGUAAAUAUUGUGAUUCAAUAAUUUCUUCUGAUAAAAUUAUAUCAUGAAAGAAGUAAUGCUGGUCUAGAUACCAUGAGAGUUACUAUUGCGGAUAAUUUCCUUGAAUGUGUAAUUUUAAUUCUUAAAUAUCAUCCAAGCAAGAUUUAUUUCAGGUUCUGCUGCUUGCUUUGACUGUGUUUUUCCGUUAUCUAAGAAUUUUUAAAGCAUUGGAACAAAUUGGCUUGAGGCUUUGUCCCAGUUUUUCUUUUGUUUUCUUCUAGCUUUUGUAUUGUGAAAGUUUGAAUGAAUCUCAAAUUGAUUAACGCAAGAUUCCUGUCUCUUUAGAAUUGAGUACGUGUGAUUUAAAGAUUACGAUGAUAACAACCAUAAUAAAAUACUAGGUUGACUUGCGCAAAGUGUAAUAUCUUAAUUAGUUUCACCAAUGCUAAUUGAUUAGGAAUUUCAACUUAUUUGACAGGCUGGACCAAUACUUCUCAUUUGCACAAAGUUAAUUUGCUGAAGAAUUCGGCAAAUUAACUUUGUGCAAAUGAAACAGCUCCCUUCAAAAUGUUCCUUGGGUAAUUGCUGCGACAAUGGAGCUUCCCUGCAUUGCCCUGGCUGCAAUACUCCGAUGACUCUUGAAUUGACGAGGGAUUCCGGUCGCUCCUAGUCCAGAGUCCCGCGAUGAGCAGUAAUGCUGUUCGGGUUUCCUUUACUCCAACGAGUACUACUGAUCAUCUUUCCAGGUCUGACAUAGUGUAAAAAUUGUAAUUAGCGUUUAACUUAGCAUUAGAUGUCUAACUAAUCUCCCAGAAUUCAAGCCUGAUGUUCAACCCUCAUAAAGUAAAUGGUGAACGGAUGUCAGUUUGAGCUUUAAUUUCUGGGAAAUUGGCGGAGAAUCAUUGUGUAACUAGAAUUUCUUUCUUUCUUUCUUUUCGCGCUGUACAGGGAAUCCAUGUUCGAAUAUAAAAAAUAACUUUUUUAUUUU
Molecule: messenger RNA, 4777 nt
Organism: Prosopis cineraria
Lineage: Eukaryota; Viridiplantae; Streptophyta; Magnoliopsida; Fabales; Fabaceae
Exons: 5
Coding region: 1294-3663 (789 amino acids)
Molecular function (GO): zinc ion binding
Source: RefSeq, a predicted model, not a curated record